CUCUCAUUCUUUGAAUUCCCUGAGGAACAGUAUUUGAGGUGAAGAGAGUGGGGGAGGGGGAGGCAUGUAGGGUUCGGUGAGCAUGAGGUGCUAACCUUAGAACUGCUCCACACUUGGCUUGUGAAGGAGGCGCUCCGAAGGGGAAGGGGAAACUGCGCCUGCUCCGCAUUAACUGGCUUCUCCGCGCCUCCGAUCGCAAGUCUUGCAAAUGUCAAAGCGCAUCACGCAUCAGCGCCAUCAAAGCUGUCAUCCCAUCCACAAGCCAGCAAUACUGUAUAUUUCGGUUGGUAACACAAUGCCGUCAGGAACAAUAUCCAUCUGCAAGUUCGUAGGGACAAUAAGCCUGGGGCUGCUCACAGGCGUCUCAGCCUCCCUCGCUACCCUGACCCUUCCGUCUCUUCUCACCCUCAAGACCGCAACAACCGCCCGCACAACACUCUCAUAUCUCUCUUCCCGUACGAAGGUACUCUCGACAUAUUUACGUGGUAUCACCGCCUUCACGCUUUUCACUGCGUACAUUCUUUCACCCCGCCGUUUCCGUCAUCCUUAUCUACUAUAUACCUCCAUCUUCGCGUUCGUCUCAGGCCCAGGCGUAGAUUACGCCAUCGCAUAUUCCGAAGGAACGAACGAAGGGAGGAAUCAGCUGGACUUGGAGGCUCAAGGCGACGACGUGAAUGGAGAGCAAGUACGACAGGCUGUUGAGAGGAUGAGGUUUACCGAAGGAGUAAGAGCUGCUGUUGCCGGUGUGGCUUUUGCAAUGGAGGUUAUUGGUAUCUGGGGGGAUGGGGCGUAAUAUCGCCUAGCUCGCUGUGCGGAUAAAGAAAAGGUGGAAUCAUGGCGUGUCAGGUGUGUUGAUGAUGGAAUGCUGGAGUUCGGUAGAGUGAUCAGUUUGCUGCGACAUAGCAAGUUUAUAUCCGCUCAGGUAACGACACGAUUACGGUUUGGGAUCGGUAUAUGGUAUAUGUAGCAACUCUCCUAUCCGUUAUAUCUUGCUCUUUGUACAUCACAGAAAUUUCAUGGCCUCUCGCCAUUCCCUUCUCUA
Molecule: messenger RNA, 1042 nt
Organism: Lindgomyces ingoldianus
Lineage: Eukaryota; Fungi; Ascomycota; Dothideomycetes; Pleosporales; Lindgomycetaceae
Exons: 2
Coding region: 296-793 (165 amino acids)
Biological process (GO): autophagy of mitochondrion
Cellular component (GO): mitochondrion
Source: RefSeq, a predicted model, not a curated record